Eutrema salsugineum is the source of this 1380-nucleotide messenger RNA. RefSeq names its product heavy metal-associated isoprenylated plant protein 37. NCBI's taxonomy places the organism in Eukaryota, Viridiplantae, Streptophyta, Magnoliopsida, Brassicales, Brassicaceae. Gene Ontology annotation, molecular function: metal ion binding. Bases 160 to 1257 code for a protein of 365 amino acids. The transcript is spliced from 3 exons. The record is from RefSeq and is a predicted model, not a curated record.
AACAUCGUUUCAGAUUUCAGAGCAAAAGUCUCUAAAACCCAAAGCCUCCACUCAAUUGCCUACUUCGAAAAUUCCAGCUUCUUCUUUCAAAGCCUUCAAAGUUAUCAAAAUCCCCUUUUCUUCACUUUAUACAUUUCUCUUCCUCUUUCUUCUUGAACAAUGACUAAAGAUGAAGACUUUAAGCUCCUAAAAAUCCAGACAUACUCCCUCAGAGUCAACAUUCACUGUGAAGGUUGUAACCAGAAGGUUAAGAAACUUCUUCAGAGAAUCGAAGGAGUUUAUCACGUUAAGAUAGAAGCAGAACAUCAAAAAGUAACCGUAUCAGGCUCAGUUGACUCAGCCACACUCAUCAACAAGCUCAUUAAAGCCGGCAAACACGCCGAGCUCUGGUCCCCAAAUCCUAACCUCAACAACCAUCCUCAGAAGCCCAAGACUAAUGACGUCAUCAAAAACGCAAAUCAAAAGGGUCAAAAGCAAGGCUCUGCCAAAACUGGCCUGGAAGCCUUCAAGCCCAAGAACAACCCUAAAGGUACCGCCUUUAUGACGGAGGAUGAAGAUGAAGACGGCGGAGAAGAGGAAGAAGACGGAGAGGUUCAGCUACCAAAACCGGCUAAUCAACAGCAAAAACCCGUCGCCAACUCGAAGAAAACCGGUGGAGGAGGAGUUCCAUUGAACAAUGGAAACAACGGAGUCAACGCAUCCAAGAAAGUCAACCAAAAACAGAGCAGCCAAAACCAGAACAGUCAAGCAAUGGCUGCGGCUAUGAGGAUGAGAAACGCCGGGAAAGUGAGCUCUGGUGUUGAAAGCAACGAGAUUGGAGCUCUCAUGGGCCUUGCUGGAUUUAACGGCGCCACAAACGCUGCCGUGAAUCCCCCAAAUGGGAUUCAACAACUUCAUCAAGCUCCACCGUUGAACAACAUUAACGGUGUCACUAAUCAAAACCUAAACAAUGGCAAUGGACUAGGAGGCAUGAUGAUGAACAUGAAUGGAUACAGCAAUCUUCAUCCGAUGAACAUGCAGAAUAGGCAGUUGAUGCAUCAUCACCAGCCUCAACAGAUGAUGUACCAAAGAUCAGCUUUUGUUCCAGCACCAAGCAAUGGGUAUUAUUACAAUUAUACCCCUAAUCCCUACAGUUAUUAUCCUUAUUACCCUUAUCCGACUGAGAAGCACCAGCAGCAUCAAAGUAGUCAUUCGUCUGCAACAAACUUCUCUAGUGAUGAGGACACUAGCAAUAACAAUAGCUGCAACAUCAUGUAAAUGUGGUUGCUUGGAAAAGAAGUUAUCUUUUGUGCUUUGAGGAGCAGGGCUAGAAAGUUUCAUCUUUUGUUUUGUUAAUGGCUAAUGUGAUAUAUUAACAGUGUUUGAAGUUCUUUUUAUCCC